AUGGUGCUGGACUUAUGUCCGGAGCUUUAUGAUGGUGGCAAAGAACACCUCCUCUGGCACCCGGAGAACGAAGAGACGCAGCGGCGGCGCUGGCUGGCCCCCAACGAAGCACCGAAGCCGGUUGCAGUCAAUGUGCCCAAGGCCGUCCCAGCCACGAUUGUCGUGCCAGCCAGCUCACAGCGUACACAACGCACAAUGGGGCCUUCCUACUCGUACGUCGUGGGCCACGGCCCAGGACGUGAGCUUUCGCGGACCUAUGCAUCCGCUCGCAGUGUCGCAGGCUGCCAAGCUCCAGGCGGCUUUGCUGGCCACACCCACACCAACACGAUCCCAAAGUCGGCAGAUACGGUGGCAAACAGCGGUGCCUCGAGUCUCGAUCGGAGCCGUUGCCCAGCGUUCCCGGUGACAAUCCAACAUCCAGCCUUUCCAACCGUGCGCAUGAAGGCAGUCUGCCAAGCAGCACCUCCAGUCACGGUUUAUGUCGUCCAGUCUCCGGUGUUUGUGCAAGCUCCAGUUGCUGCGCAUCACGUGCGACCAAUGAGUCGGGAGACGUCCUUUGUCGGAGGAUACCGUCCGAUAGUCUACUCUGUAUAUGUUAGCAAGCGCGUGUUUAGCUGGGGAACCGUACCACCGCUGCUACUGCGUUCCUCUGCACCAAUCUCGCAGAAGCGGCGCCUAUGCACUGUAGAUAGCUUGCAGGUCUGCGGUCCGCCACCAGAGCGGAACAGCUUCUUCCUGAGGUGUCGAUCCGACACAGACAUGACUCCAGAGGAGCUCCUGGACGCAUUCCGGGAGGUCGACUUGGUGAGGUCGCAUUCUGGGGGAAUCGAGCAGCUGGAUGGUUUUGACUACGGUGUUCUACUCUGUGAGCAUGCUGACCGCUACACUUCCCCACAGGAGGGCCCGCGGCACCGGUCCUCGAGUGACCUCGCGACGAGCAUGGAGAAAGCCGCCUUGCAGCACGUUGAGCCGCCAUAUCUCCAGAAGUCCAAGGAAGCCAACCCCGGCCCCUCGGAUGUUAGAGAAGAAGAACCUGAUUGUGUCGUUGAUGGAGCUUCUUGGCUGAAGUUCAACAUCAAAACACGCAUGCACGUGUCACACCACCGUGAGCUUCUUGGGAAGUUCCAGGCGCAAGAGGACAGCGCACAGAUUGCCGAAGGAUCCAGUGGCCCGGAGCAAGGCGACUCCUUUGCCGAGGAUGUCCUGGGCAUUGUUAGCGCUUCUGCGGCUGCCGGAUUUUUGAGUGCUGCGUUCUCCCUGGUGGCAAAGCGCUGGCUGCGCAGCCUCGCUAUCCGAGCAGCGAGGUGGGCCUCUCCCGCUGCUGCGCGCCCACCCCCGCCGACUGCUGGCGAGCAGCCGCAGGUCGUGCUGGAUCUGCCCCAGGCAGCGUGCAUCCUCAAGCCUUCAGGCUGGGAGGUCUACGAUGACAAUGCCGACCAUCAAUUGUCAGACUUCGUGCGCCGCCGAUUUGGUUGCGGAAUUGCGAACGACCUCAGGUGCCGCUAUGGAUUCUUGCAUCGCCUCGAUGUGCCGAGCUCGGGUCUGAUUCUCGCGGCAAAAACGCAUGAGUCCUAUUACGAUCUCCAAUUCCAGCUGGCAGCAGGGCAGAUAUCACGGAGCUACUUAUUGCUUUGCCACGGCUUCGUCUCUAAAGGGCGCCGUGUCCUCACUGCCUCUGUGUCCUGGCGCCGUCAGGGUGAGGCGAGGCCCUCCGCAGCGGGCGGGCGUGGCCGGCCAAGCUUCGCUUCACUUGAAGGCGGCGUACACGGUGUGCUGCAGGUCAGAGCCGUGAGCCGCCUCAGCCUCUUCAUAUCGACGGGUCGCCGUCACCAACUCAGAAGUCAGCUCGCACAUGUUGGCCAUCCCGUCGUCCGUGAUGCACUCUACUCCAGCCAGUGGUCGUUCGUGGCCGAUGCCGACUUCUGCCAGCGGAACUGCUUGCACCGCUCAGGUCUUGGCUUCCGCGACAUGCGAGGCCAGCCGCGCCACUUGGCUUCAAUCGCACUCAAACAAGAUGGUUGA
This is a messenger RNA of Symbiodinium sp. CCMP2456, 2022 nucleotides long. Lineage: Eukaryota; Dinophyceae; Suessiales; Symbiodiniaceae. The record is from the annotation of a GenBank genome assembly.